Messenger RNA from Owenia fusiformis, 969 nucleotides. Lineage: Eukaryota; Metazoa; Annelida; Polychaeta; Sabellida; Oweniidae. The record is from the annotation of a GenBank genome assembly.
AGGUCGCACUUCCGGUUCUUAAAUUUUCACAUUUUCCAAAAAUAUCUUGGUGUAUUUUCUAUCUAACCUUAACAUAUAGUGACAGCUGACUCACGUAACAAUAUGCCCUUCAAGAAGGGUGCUGCAGCUAUUCGUAGAACCAUCGGGUACCUGGAUAAGGGUAGAAUACUUUUGAAAGAUAAUGUCAAAAUUGUAACUGUGAAUUACAAUGUUCGGGAUGAAAAAAGUCAAGGUACAAAAGAAUUCUUGUUCUGGCAUUUUCCCCAGAUACAGUACAAGAAUCCCGGAGUUCAGAUGGUAAUGAUGAAAAAUCUCACACCUUCUCCAUUCAUCAAAUGUUACUUUGAUGAUGGUGAAAGUGUUUUGAUUGACACAUGGGGAAAAGACAGGUUCCAGAUAUAUGAGCACCUCAAUCAAGUUGUUGGAAAAUCACGUGCCACAUUAGAAGCUGAAGCUGUAGCAAAGCAAAAGAAACAAAAUGAAGCUAACUUUGGCAGUAGCUAUUCAAGACAAUGUAUAUGUGAGAUUCCUGGCCAAGUGCCAUGUUCAGCCUAUUCAGUUCAAGCAAAAGAAGAAUUUAGUAAACUUUUUCCAAAAGGAAAGACAUCAGUGCUUGUAUAAACCUUCAGGCUGAAAUCGUGCUAUUUAUUGGCUCACAGUGAGCCUAUGGGAUUGAAUAGUUAUAUGGAGAAAUCGACUUCAUGUUUCUACGUCUAUUUUGAAAUGUCAUUGGAUUCAAUUUAUAUCUAAGAUGCAACUACAUAAAGAACUCCAUCUAAAUAACUGAUACUCAGUCUUCCAUACAGCCAAUUAAGGGAUGAUUAUUCAUGUUUUACCUGAGACACAACUAUGCAAUUCAUUGUUAUUCAUUUUACUAUAAGUCUUAUUUGACAUUGAAUUCAUAUUUUGCAUAUGGAUAUGGAUGACAUUCACUCUCCAUCCAAUAAUGACAUCCCAUAUUUGAUAAUU